Messenger RNA from Verticillium alfalfae VaMs.102, 336 nucleotides. RefSeq lists its product as hypothetical. The transcript has a single exon. The coding region runs from base 1 to 336 and encodes 111 amino acids. The record is from RefSeq and is a predicted model, not a curated record. NCBI's taxonomy places the organism in Eukaryota, Fungi, Ascomycota, Sordariomycetes, Glomerellales, Plectosphaerellaceae.
AUGCUACACCUGCCCGAAGCUCAGUCCUCAUGGGUUGGCUCGCUGCAAGUCUCCCUCUGCUUCGCUUUGUGCACCAUCUCUGAGCGUCUAUCUGAUGCCGAGUAUGACCGUCACACCCUCUUCGUUGGAUCACUGCUUGCCGUUCUCGGCAGCUUCAUGACGAGCCUCGCAGAGCCUGUGCGCCGGCUUAGGUCUCGGCUUGAUGUUCACGCCUUUGGUGACUGUCCUAAGCUCCUACUUCAGAAGAAAGAGGUCGUUGCCCUGGGCAAUAGAUUAAGGGCUAUGCACGAAUCGCCAUCGGUUUUGACCCCAUCACAUACAUCAAUCUUCUACUAA